GUCAGGGUCAUGCCUGACUUGCAAAUCCGCAACGAAAGGGUCGCCUGCCUACUGUACCUCGAUUGUGUGUAUUCUGAAUACCGCCCGGCCGCUCGUCCAGCCUUCUCACCAGGCUCUGCUUCAAACGAUGUGGUCAUUCCAGAUGACGAUCCAUCAGGCUCGGUCCUAAAUCCUGUGGUCAUUCAGGAUGAUGAACCCCUGAAUCCUCAUCUAACAUCACAAACUCCAACGCCGAUGUCAGAGAACCUGGCAGAUGCUGGGCAGGAUCAAUCUCCAGCAUUGGAACUCGAAGAUUCUUCUUCAGACUCAGACUCAGACUCGGACUCGGACUCGGACUCAGUUUCAGCGUCGUCUCAAUCAUCUCGUCCAUCAUCGAGUUCAGGUUCAUCUGUGGCAUCUGGUAUAUUCUCGAUCACAUCUUCAGACUCGACACUUGACCAACCUUUGACAACUGAUCCUCCAUCAAUUCCGGAAACAUCGUCGAAUCCUGAAGCAUCCUCCACGCCUGGACUAUCAUCGACGCUUGAUCAACCAUCAACACCCCAACCGUCAUCGUCUUCUAACCUCUCAUCGGCUCCUCGUUCAUCAACAAGAUCUCGAUUCACUCCAGCCUCUGAUUUCUCCCCUCCAACGACACCAAUAUCCGAAUUUUCUCCUCUCCUCCACACGCAGGUUUCAGAUGGCAAACUCCUCGUCCAAGACCAAUAUCGCCUCCACGGCGUGACGACAGCUGUCAACCGGCACCAGCUAACAUAUGGAACAAUACUGUCUGUUCCAGAUGUAAGCAAAGAGGUCAUGUUGCCUCAGCUCACUGCGAUAAUUGCGAGUCGACCAGCCAUCAUGCCUCUGAUCACUGUCUUAUGUGCGAUCAACUCGGCCAUAGUCACCGCGAUCACUGCAGUCUAUGCCGUCGUGUCGGCCUCUGUACCCCAUAGUACUGUGUCCGUGGCCGUUGCAAACAGUGUGCACUGUACUCGAUGUUUGGUGCUGGGUCAUGCGCAUUAUCAUCAUUGUGAUGUGUGCGACGUAGUCAACUGCAAGACGGAGAACCACUGUUACGUGUGCGCGGAACUUGGUCACACCUCUAGUGAUCACUGCGAAGAUUGUGGAGAGUUUGGCCACAAAAGCAAUGAUCACUGCCGGAAUUGUCUAGAGGUUGGCCAUUACUGGGAGGGGUGUUCCAAGCAAUCCCGACGCAUUCCUUGUUGGAUCUGUGGCAGCCAAGAACAUCUUAGGGAUACAUGUCCCGAUCUAAAGCAGAACAAGCUGUNNAAAGAUUGGGCAUUCAAAAGGCUGCAAAGAUCGCGCUCUACCAAGCCCUACUGCGACUGUUGUUUCGCAGUGCGGCAGCUGGGAAAAACCCCUUUCCAGAAGCACAAACUUUCAGAAUGCCCAGUGCUGACUCACAAGAUUGCUUGCUUGAAAAAAGACCACGAGAACCAGGAGUGCCGGGAAUGGGUUCAGAGGGACUGCCAGAAUGCACCUAGUCAGGUCACUCCUGCUGAGUUCUUGCCAAACGGCGGCUUGAGAAGAUUCAUGAAAGUUAAAGAGAAGAAAGAUGCUCCGGGAUCCAUACCUCCGAGUGUCUUCACAGUUAUGUCUGUGUCCACGCAAACCACCUUUCCUGAAAUUCGUGUUGGCCGUCAGUCACAUCAUCAUGAAGAGCUCGAGUCUAACGAGAAAUCAUCUGUCGAGGGAAAGGCAAAGACAAUGGAAGUACGUGAGUAUGACACGCAGUACCGUGAAGCCAAACGCGGAGACGACUCGAGUACAUCUUCCCGCAACGAGGCACCCAACAGAAGCUCUCGAGGAACACUUGACGAGGAUCAGCGAACAGAAAGCAAAGACCAUGAGCUGACCAGACUCGACAAAGAAGUCCAGUAUCAAUCCGAUGUACAGAAGGCCGUGCAACAAACUAUGCUCGAGACAGAUGAGCAAUCUGAUGUCGAAGCCACGUCUUUGAACUCUGGAGACUGCCACUACAGUUACCCUCCCACAAGCCCAUCCUGUGGAAACGAUGUGCAUACUGAUAUGGACGACCUGACUGACAAUUCGUUAACCGAUGACGAUGGCUCAGAAGAGAAUCUGCCCGAGGAGGCUGACAUGCAUGUUUUUCAGACCCCAUGCCCUGACCCCCAGAUUUCCGACAGCAUGGAGAUCGCGCAAGCAGACACUCAGCAGAAUGAUAGCUCAUCAAGGGGCCAGGAGGUUAGGAGAGAGACUUCGAUCGAGUACUUUGACGAACCGUUCGUUCUCGAAUCACCUCAUGUUUCUUCUGAUCGCAGCCGCAGCCCGUCUGUGACAAGGAUCUUGAGCUAUGCUCUGGACAUCCAGAUGGCCUCUUAUGAUGUUUUUGUCACACCUGCGCCGACGGAGACUGCUAUCUGCAGCACUGCCGAAUGUCCGAAUUCAUCGUCGAGCAAUGAUGCCAUGUACACUCCCUGUCCCGAUGGCAGAAACUUGAUCGCGCACGAACGGCAAUCAGGCCUUAUGGGAGGAAACCCCACACGAAAGAGAAAGCCCAAGCCACGCAAAGCGCACGCCAACAAGAAGCAAAAGGCUGAUACAGACCCGGAAAAUUCCAAUGCAGUCACUACUGAUGGGACCAUGCAAGACCACGCCGUCAUCGAAAGGAGUCAAGGUAUCUCGUUAGCAGAAGGACUCGAUAUCUCUUGGAGAGAUCUCUGCUACACGGUGAUGCUCGAAGCACCAAACCACUCCUCCAACUUCAAACAACUCUGCAACCUGAUCCGGAACUGGUUGCACAAUACAUUCCCAUCAAUCGACUUCGACAUCAACUAA
This is a messenger RNA of Aureobasidium musti, 2802 nucleotides long. The record is from the annotation of a GenBank genome assembly. NCBI's taxonomy places the organism in Eukaryota, Fungi, Ascomycota, Dothideomycetes, Dothideales, Saccotheciaceae.